UUGUGCAGCAUUUGUUUUGCAAAAGUGGACAAAUUGUGCGCUAAAUUCAUUUUAUUUUCAGCUCAUUGCUUGAAAAUAGUGUACAAUGGGUGGCGGUGAUUUGAACACGAAGAAAUCGUGGCACCCAAACACGUUCAAGAAUCAAGAACGCGUCUGGAAAGCCGAACAAGCAGAUGCUGCGGAGAAGAGGAAACUCGCUGAACUGCAGCAUGAAAUCAACGAGGAACGCAAUCGGGAGGAACUGAAGAGCAUCGCUAAGAAAUCUGGAUUGCUUCCGGAUACUGAUGGGGACCGUAAGCUUGAAUGGAUGUACAAAGGGCCGCAGGUCAAUCGGGACGAAUAUUUGAUGGGUCGUGCGGUAGAUAAGAAUUUCGAAAAGCUAGAUUCGCAGGAGAAAGCUGGUACCAGUGUAGGAAUCACGCAGCCGAAGAAUCAUGUGGAGCAUGAGUGCAUUCCGUUUUCGAUCCGGCAGUACAAGGGGCUGGAGGGAACGGAACAGGUUGACAUGGUUCGCAAAUUGAUGGAGGAUCCGCUGAUGGCUAUCAAGCAGAAAGAAAUUGAAAGCCGACAGAAGAUUCUCGAGAAUCCGGUCAAAUUGAAAGAGUUGCAUCGGCUGCUGAAGAAUGAUAAGAGCAUCAAGGAGAAGAAGGGCAAAAAGAAAGACAAGAAGGAGAAAAAGAAAAAAUCUAAGAAGAAGAAGCAUAAGAGGCGAGGAAGCUCUAGCAGUGGUUCAGAGUCACAUGAUGAUGAUGAUAAAGGUAAAGACUUGGACAAAUUGCUGGCCGAAAAAUACAAAAAGGUUCAAAGCUCCAUGGGGUCUGAGAAGAGUGAAGAGGUUGGUUUGGAUAAGCUUUUGACUAUGAAAUAUCAGAAGCUGUCCAAGGAGCUCAACAAAAUGGCCAAGCCUAAGAAGUCGAAGAAGAAGAAGAAGCACGGAAGCAGUAGUUCCGAGGAAGACUCUGAUUCGAAUAUUGCUGAUGAUUCCCGACAAAGAAAACAAAGAUCUGUAUCGAAAGAUAUGAGGCGGCCACCGCCUGCAUCAUCUCGUAACAGAUCGCGAAGCCUCGACCGGGAAAGGCGGUUCAGAAAUCGAUCGAGAAGCCCCGUUCAGGAUCGUAGGAAGCCAACUGAGGAGAGAAGAGAUCGACAUCAUUCACGUAGUCGAGAUCGGAAGCGUUCCCGUUCGAACGAGCGAGAACGUCGCCGUAAAUCGCCGACUCCGUCGAGUUCAAGCUCAGAAUCGCCUCCUUCGAGACAUCAGUAUGAUUCCGACGAUGAGAGGCGACGACCAGCCGCGAAAAAUUUUGGUUUGGUCUCUGCUUCCGGUAAGAAACUGGAACUGUCGAAACGGGAUGAGGUGCGCUUGUAUAAGCGUGAGGAGAUAAAGGCCCACCAGUCCAGCCAGAAGGCCUCGUGGAGUCGUCCGGAGAAGAAAAAACCACUAACCGAAGAGGAGAUGGAAGCCAAACGUAGGGCAAUGUUGAGUAAUGCCGAUUGGAGGGAUAAAGAGCGUAAGCAGAAUGUGAUGCGCUACGAAGACGAAGAACGAAAGCAGGACGAAAAGGAGCGUGCAAAGAAGUAUGAUAAGGACUUCGUCACCAAACAGUUCAAACAUGCUGCCAACCACGAGACGGUGGAAAAACGCAUUAAAUCCAAUCGUAAUAACAUUCAGCGGUCGGGUGGGGCCAUGAAUGACCAUUUUGCUAAACGAUAGAGUUGUAAUCGUUCAGUGGUAACUUACAAUGUAUUUAACAGUAAUAAAUCCAGGCAUAAUG
Molecule: messenger RNA, 1775 nt
Organism: Ochlerotatus camptorhynchus
Lineage: Eukaryota; Metazoa; Arthropoda; Insecta; Diptera; Culicidae
Product: pre-mRNA-splicing factor CWC25 homolog
Exons: 3
Coding region: 86-1714 (542 amino acids)
Biological process (GO): mRNA splicing, via spliceosome
Cellular component (GO): U2-type spliceosomal complex
Source: RefSeq, a predicted model, not a curated record